CGGCUUCCCAGACCCGGCAUAACUACCCUGCUUCCAGCGUACUGAACCCCAACCCCGGCCCCCACUCCCCGCCCCCGGAACUUCACGCGCCCCGCCUUCCAGGCUCCUCCUUCCUCGCGCGCGCAGCGCUUAUAACAGAGGGCGUCGCACAGACGCACCAAACCGAGGGCCGGGGGCUGUCAUUCGAGUCUUUCCGCCGGCUUCUGCACCGAAGCGAGUCCUCCGCCAGGGCCUUCGGGUUUCCAGCCCUCGCACCUCGACCCCAGAGUCUCUCUGGCGCCCCCUCAUUCCUGCCUCUCCGAAUCUCCGCGUUCCGAAGCCUGGACCACCAGGAAGGAUGCGCUGUGCGCCGACAGCCGGAGCAGCCCUGAUGCUGUGCGCCGCCACCGCCGGGCUGCUGAGUGCUCAGGGCCGCCCGGAGCCUCCCGAGACGCCGCGCUUUGCUUCCUGGGACGAGGUGAACGUGCUGGCGCACGGCCUCUUGCAGCUCGGCCACGGGCUGCGCGAACACGUGGAGCGCACCCGUGGGCAGCUGGGCGAGCUGGAACGGCGUCUGGGCGCGUGUGGGGCCUCCUGCAAGGAUCCUGAGGGGUCCGCCGCGCCUCCGCGCGCCGAGGCCAAUCUGGUCACUCCCGGCGGCAGCGACGCCUCCCCAGAAACCCUCCGCAGCUUGAAGACUCAGCUGGAGGCUCAGAACAGCAGGAUCCAGCAACUCUUCCAGAAGGUGGCCCAGCAGCAGCGGCACUUGGAGAAGCAGCAGCUGCGAAUCCAGAAUCUACAGAGCCAGAUGGAUCACCUGGCCCCCAGGCACCUGGGCCACGAGAUGGCCAAGCCUGCCAGGAGGAAGAGGCUGCCCAAGAUGGCCCAGCUUGCUGGCCCAGCUCACAAUAUCAGCCGCCUACAUAAACUGCCCAGGGACUGCCAGGAGCUGUUUGAGGACGGAGAGAGGGAAAGUGGAUUGUUCCAGAUCCAGCCCCAGGGAUCCCCGCCUUUCCUGGUUAACUGCCAAAUGACCUCAGAUGGAGGCUGGACCAUAAUUCAGAGGCGUCGGGAUGGCUCCGUGGACUUUAACCAGCCCUGGGAAGCCUACAAAGAUGGCUUUGGAGACCCCCAAGGUGAGUUCUGGCUGGGCCUGGAGAAGGUGCAUCGCAUCCUUGGGGACCGUGGCAGCCGCCUGGCUGUGCAGCUGCAGGACUGGGAGGGCAAUGCCGAGUCCUUGCAGUUCCCCAUCCACCUGGGGGGUGAAGACACCGCCUACAGCCUGCAGCUCACGCCACCGGUGGCCAGCAAACUGGGCGCCACCACCUUCUCGCCCAGUGGCCUCUCCCUGCCCUUCUCCACUUGGGACCAGGACCACGACCUCCGCGGAGACAAGAACUGCGCCAGGAGCCUCUCUGGUGGCUGGUGGUUUGGCACCUGCAGUCAUUCCAACCUGAACGGCCAGUAUUUCCACUCCAUUCCGCGGCAGCGGCAGCAGCGUAAGAAGGGCAUCUUCUGGAAGACCUGGCGGGGCCGCUACUACCCACUGCAGGCCACCACCAUCCUGGUACAGCCCACAGCGGCCCAAGCAGCCUCCUAGCCUCCUCUCUGGGGCCUGGUCUCAGGCCCCCAAAGGACAGUGACUCUUGUCCACGUGUGGCCACUCCCUCCCUGGGCAGGGGCUCCAGGCAAGGGCUGUCUGGAGCCUCGAGGACAGAGAAGAUGCCCAUGACUGGAGAGGUCCCCUUGAUGAGUAGGGGAGGCUGCAGGAAAUGCCCUCUGAGGAGAGCAGGGCUAUAGGGCUGUUGGGCACAGACCCCGAAAACGUGGGACAGAGGGGCACUGAAACCCCUCCUCACCCGCCCAAGGAGCAGGGGAUGCAGAGGGGACCCUGCGGGGGUGGGGCAGCCAGGCCGGCCCUCGAUGGCCAGUGGAUUCAGUCACAUUGACUGGCUGGAGCUCCAGGGCUUCCCGUAGGCCUGGGCACCCUCACUGUAUUGUGGGGCCUGGGUGCUGUGAGUCAGCUGGCACCCACGGCGUCUGGGCGGAGCCCACAGAAUUCUCGGAAUAAAAGCAACUUCAAAACA
Messenger RNA from Bubalus bubalis (water buffalo), 2066 nucleotides. It is a transcript of the gene ANGPTL4, whose product is annotated as angiopoietin like 4. Bases 338 to 1579 code for a protein of 413 amino acids. Gene Ontology annotation, biological process: triglyceride homeostasis. Gene Ontology annotation, molecular function: enzyme inhibitor activity. Lineage: Eukaryota; Metazoa; Chordata; Mammalia; Artiodactyla; Bovidae. The transcript is spliced from 7 exons. The record is from RefSeq and is a predicted model, not a curated record.